CUGUGACUUAAAGUGCAUUUGAUCUAAUGCUGUGUCUCUUUCUCUGUGUGUGUGUUUUUUCUGCAGCUGAGCCAGCCGAUCUCCUAAAGAUUUUAGAUUUUCACAGUUUACCAGACGGUGUAACGAAAACUACAGGAUUCUGCACACACCGGAAGUCAUCGAAAGGGCCUGAUGUCGCUUACAGAGUCACAAAAGAUGCACAGCUUAGCGCUCCUACUAAACAACUGUACCCCUCAUCCAUGUUUCCGGAGGACUUCUCCAUUUUGGCGACGGUGAGGCCAAAGAAAGGCAGUCAGUCGUUCCUGCUGUCGGUGUAUAAUGAGCAGGGCAUCCAGCAGCUGGGUUUGGAAGUGGGACGUUCUCCUGUAUUCCUGUAUGAGGAUCACUUAGGCAAACCCGGCCCAGAGGACUACCCGCUCUUCAGAGGAAUCAACCUGGCAGACGGAAAGUGGCACCGUGUAGCGAUCAGCGUUCACAAACAGAGCAUCACUCUGAUUUUGGACUGUAAGAAAAAGGUGACGCGGACACUCUCCAGAAGCCCUCAUCCCAUCAUCGACACCAAAGGCAUUGUGGUCUUCGGAACGCGGAUCCUGGAUGAAGAGGUGUUUGAGGGUGACAUCCAGCAGCUGAUGAUUGUAUCGGACCACCGAGCUGCGUUUGACUACUGUGAGCAUUACAGCCCAGACUGUGAGGUUUCUGCACCCGAACAGCCCCAGAACCAAGACCCAAACACUGAUCAAUCUAACCCAGAGGAGGAUAACUAUUAUUAUGAAUAUCCCUACUAUGAGGACAUGGACUCAGACAAGACUGAAGAAACGAUAACUGAAGAAACCACUGGAACCGAAACCGAAGUGUCUGUUCCGGACAGCGGUCGCGUCAUCACCUCUGUUAUCAGCAGUGGAUCAGGAGGCUCCAGCAGAUCAUCCAGCGGCUCUUCAUCAUCCUCUUCAUCAUCAUCUUCAUCAUCAUCAUCCUCCUCAUCCUCUUCCUCCUCCAGCUCCAACACGGCCAAUACCGGUGAGGACCGGUAUGAUGGAUAUGAUGGAUACGAUACCGGAUAUGAAACCUAUUAUGACGAGUCGACCUCAAGUCCUGACGGCUCCCGGACCAUCACCAUCACUAGCACUGGUACUGGAUCAGCUGGAGAAUUGGAUCUGGGACUAGGAGAAGUGGACCACCAAUUGGGUAGAGUAGAUCUGGACAGGCGGAUCAUCACUUCUUCAUCUUCAUCAUCUGGAGGAGAAGGAGGUACAGUGCACUCCACCACCACCAUCAUCCGAAACGGAACUUCUGGAUCGGGAUCCAGCACCAGAAUCAUCAGCAGCUCCGGAUCUGGAUCCAGUUCCAGGAUCAGUAUCGGCUCCGGAUCCAGCUCUGGGGGCAGUACAGGAUCCAGUUCCAGCUCCAGUUCCAGCUCUAGUUCCAGCUCCAGCUCUACCUCAGUUGGUGGAGGCGGCGGUUAUGAUGAUGCCCAGUAUGGCGAGAGUUAUGAUCUGUCCUACGGCGAGGGAUACGGAGAAGGAUACGGAGAAGGAGAUUAUACUGUAGGAGGAGGCAGCAGCAGCUCCAGCACCUCAGUGUCUGUCGGGGGUGGAUCUGUGUCCGUUGGGGGCGGGUCUGUGUCAGUUGGAGGCGGGUCUGUUUCUGUUGGAGGCGGGUCUGUUUCUUCAAGUGGCUCCAUUGGGGGCGGAACCAGCAGUGCAGGGGCUGCAGCGGGGGCAGAGUCUGUUGCCACGGGUGGACAGGGAGGCAUCGGUGGAGAAGCAGAAUCAAUCGAUAUCGACAAAUUUAAAGAGGAGUCCAUCACGGAUUACACCGAUGCUGAGCUGGAAAAGAUGUACGAUUACGAUGAUUUGUACACCGAUGGUGAUAAAGCACUUCCUGCCGAGACCGAUGAAAUCUAUGGACAGGUGGAUGGUCUGAGAGGAGAGAAAGGGCAGAAAGGCGAGCCGGCCAUCAUUGAACCCGGAAUGCUGGUGGAAGGUCCGUCCGGUCCUGAGGGUCCAACGGGUCUCCCCGGACCUCCAGGUUCAACAGGACCCCCGGGUAGCGCUGGAGAGCCCGGUGAGAGGGGUCUUCCUGGUCGUGCUGGUCUGCCUGGAGCUGAUGGUCUUCCAGGACCUCCAGGGACUGUCCUGAUGCUGCCUUUCCGCAUGAGCACAGGAGGAGACGGAGGACAGAAAGGUCCUGCUGUUUCUGCUCAAGAGGCUCAGAUGCAAGCUAUCAUGCAGCAGGCCAGGCUGGCCAUGAGGGGACCAACUGGACCGAUGGGUUUGACAGGCCGUCCUGGUCCUCUGGGUCCUCCUGGUGUGUCUGGAUUGAAAGGAGAGUCUGGAGAAUCAGGACCUCAGGGUCCUCGUGGUCCAAUGGGAUCUGCAGGCCCUACCGGAAAGCCUGGUAGAAGGGGUCGACCCGGCUCAGAUGGAGCCAGAGGGAUGCCUGGACAGACAGGACCCAAGGGAGAUCGAGGAUUUGAUGGUCUCGCUGGUUUGCCCGGUGAAAAGGGACACAGGGGUGAGACGGGUCCUCAGGGUCCACCGGGGCCUUCAGGAGAAGAUGGAGAAAGAGGUGACGAUGGUGAGGUCGGUCCCCGAGGCCUGCCUGGUGAACCGGGUCCUCGUGGUGUUUUGGGCCCCAAAGGUCCUCAAGGGCCUCCAGGACCUCCUGGUGUGACUGGUAUGGACGGACACCCAGGACCUAAAGGAAACAUUGGUCCUCAAGGUGAACCUGGUCCCCCUGGACAGCAAGGCAACCCUGGAGCUCAGGGGCUUAAUGGUCCUCAGGGACCGAUCGGACCUCCAGGAGAAAAGGGUCCCACUGGAAAACCAGGCUUGCCGGGAAUGCCAGGAGCCGACGGGCCUCCGGGUCACCCAGGGAAAGAAGGGCCAUCAGGAGAGAAAGGAAACUUGGGACCUCAUGGUCCUCAAGGGCCGAUUGGUUAUCCUGGGCCUCGAGGUGUGAAGGGUGCUGAUGGAGUCCGCGGGCUGAAAGGAAACAAGGGUGAAAAGGGAGAAGACGGAUUCCCGGGAUUUAAGGGAGAUAUGGGCGUUAAAGGGGACAAGGGAGAGCUUGGUGCUGCGGGACCCCGAGGUGAAGAUGGACCCGAGGGACCCAAAGGCAGAUCUGGUUUGCCUGGAGAUCCUGGACCACUGGGACCCUUAGGAGAGAAGGGUAAGCUGGGUGUACCCGGACUGCCAGGUUAUCCAGGCCGGCAAGGACCCAAGGGCUCUCAAGGAUUUCAGGGAUUCCAGGGCACCAGUGGAGAGAAAGGCACUAGGGGGACAGCAGGAAAGCCGGGCCCCCGAGGACAGAGAGGACCCACGGGACCUCGUGGUGAAAGAGGGCCGAGGGGACCCACAGGGAAAGCAGGACCAAAGGGCAACUCUGGAAGCGAUGGCCCCCCAGGACCACCCGGUGAACGGGGUCUGUUGGGACCACAAGGACCAGCUGGAUUCCCGGGCCCUAAGGGUCCACCUGGACCUCCUGGUAAAGAUGGACUGCCCGGACACCCUGGUCAGAGAGGAGAGACUGGUUUCCAAGGAAAAACUGGACCUCCCGGACCUCCAGGUGUAGUCGGACCUCAGGGACCAACAGGUGAGACGGGACCAAUGGGAGAGCGAGGUCACCCUGGACCCCCAGGACCACCUGGUGAACAGGGUCUACCUGGAGCUGCAGGAAAAGAGGGAGCAAAGGGAGAUCCAGGUCCAGCGGGACCUUCAGGUAAAGACGGACCUCCAGGACUCAGAGGUUUUCCAGGAGAGAGAGGUUUACCAGGCCCUGUAGGAUCAGCAGGUUUGAAAGGGAAUGAAGGACCCCCGGGGCCUCCUGGACCCGCUGGUUCUCCUGGUGAACGAGGCCCUGCAGGCCCAGCUGGUCCUACUGGCAUCCCAGGCCGACCUGGACCUCAAGGACCCCCAGGACCCGCCGGAGAGAAAGGUGGACCGGGAGAGAAAGGACCUCAAGGCCCAGCUGGUAGAGAUGGCAUUCAGGGACCCGUAGGACUUCCAGGCCCAGCCGGACCCAUUGGACCCCCAGGAGAGGAUGGUGAUAAGGGCGAGAUUGGAGAGCCCGGACAGAAGGGAAGCAAAGGUGACAAGGGUGAACAGGGUCCUCCAGGGCCAACUGGACCCCAGGGUCCCGCCGGUCAGCCAGGUCCUUCUGGUGCUGAUGGAGAGCCCGGUCCCAGAGGUCAGCAGGGUCUGUUCGGACAGAAGGGAGAUGAAGGUUCGAGAGGUUUCCCAGGACCACCUGGACCUGUUGGCCUUCAGGGCUUGCCUGGACCCCCUGGUGAGAAAGGAGAGACUGGUGACGUCGGUCAGAUGGGUCCACCUGGUCCACCAGGCCCCAGAGGCCCCUCCGGACCCCCAGGAGCAGACGGACCACAGGGACCUCCAGGAGGCAUCGGAAACCCAGGAGCAGUGGGAGAGAAGGGAGACGCUGGUGAAGCAGGAGAACCAGGCCCUCAGGGAGACAUCGGCCCUCCGGGUCCAAGAGGAGAGCGAGGAGAAAAGGGAGAAGCUGGACCUGCUGGUUCUGGUGGUCCUCCUGGACCCAAAGGACCCCCUGGAGAUGACGGUCCCAAAGGAAGUCCGGGCCCAAGUGGUUUCCCUGGUGAUCCUGGUCCUCCCGGAGAGCCAGGUCCUUCUGGUUUGGAUGGUUCUCCUGGUGAUAAGGGUGAUGAUGGAGAGCCUGGUCAGCCAGGAUCCCCUGGACCCACUGGUGAAACUGGUCCUCCUGGCCCUCCAGGAAAGAGAGGACCUCAUGGACCAGCAGGACCUGAAGGAAGACAGGGAGAGAAGGGUGCUAAGGGUGAAUCUGGUCUGGAGGGUCCGCCUGGUAAAACAGGUCCAGUUGGUCCUCAAGGAAGCCCUGGAAAGCCUGGUCCUGAGGGUCUGAGAGGUGUGCCUGGACCAGUGGGAGAACAAGGACUGCCCGGUGCUCCUGGACCCGAUGGACCUCCUGGACCGAUGGGUCCUCCUGGACUGCCUGGACUGAAAGGAGAUCUUGGUAUCAAAGGUGAAAAGGGUCAUCCUGGUCUCAUCGGACUUAUUGGACCUCCAGGAGAACAGGGAGAGAAGGGAGACCGAGGCUUGCCAGGUCCACAGGGAACUUCAGGACCUAAAGGAGACAAUGGUAUUGCUGGACCCUCUGGACCUAUCGGACCCAUUGGACCUCCUGGACUCCCGGGUCCUCCUGGUCCUAAAGGAGCUAAAGGAUCCAGUGGUCAGACUGGCCCGAAGGGAGAAUCUGGAAUACCGGGACCUCCAGGACCUCCAGGUCCACCAGGUGAUGUCAUCCACCCUAUGCCUUAUCAGUCUUCCCCGAAACGGGCUAAGAGAAACAUUGAUGCCAGCCAGGUGAUGGACGAAGCAACAGAUGCCAACUACAAGGACUACGAAGACGGCAUGGAGGAAAUAUUUGGCUCUCUCAACUCUCUGAAGCUGGAGAUUGAGCAGAUGAAACACCCGCUGGGCACAGAGAGUAACCCCGCACGCACCUGCAAAGACCUGCAGCUGUGCCACCCAGACUUCCCAGAUGGUGAAUACUGGAUUGAUCCCAACCAGGGCUGCUCCAGAGACUCAUUCAAAGUGUACUGUAACUUCACAGCAGGUGGAGAGAGCUGCAUCUUCCCCGAUAAAAAGAGCGAAGGGGCCAGACUCACCUCCUGGCCGAAGGAGAAUCCAGGCACCUGGUUCAGUGAAUACAAACGUGGUAAACUGCUCUCGUAUGUGGAUGCGGAGGGCAAUGCCAUCGGUGUGGUGCAGAUGACGUUCCUGCGUUUGCUCAGUGCCACGGCCCGGCAGAACCUCACCUACAACUGUUACCAGUCUGUGGCCUGGCACGACCAAGACCAGGACUCUUACGAUAAAGCCAUCCGCUUCCUGGGCUCCAAUGACGAGGAGAUGUCUUACGAUAAUAACCCGUACAUCAGAGCCGUAGUCGACGGCUGCGCGUUGAAAAAGGGCUAUGAAAAGACUAUUCUUGAGAUCAACACACCGAAAGUGGAGCAGGUACCGUUUGUUGACAUUAUGUUCAACGAUUUCGGCGGAGCGACGCAGAAGUUCGGCUUUGAGGUCGGACCAGCCUGCUUCAUCGGUUAAGACUGCUCAAAAACAAAACAUAUUCAUCUUCUCCAAAAAAAAAACCAAAACAAAACACAAGAAAGAAAUAGGACGACUUAUUUGUAAAGUUUUCGUGUUUCCAAACAAACCCAACCCAUACCAAAGUAAGAAAUUUGAAGAAAGAACGGAUGUCUAAAACAAUGGGUUCGUAAAGCAACCUUUUUAACCUCAGUGUACCCUCUGCAUCACAUGCAAGUUUUGAAACUGGAUGAGGUCAUCGCUCGUGUCUCUCCAAGCCCCGCCCACUUUACUCUUCGCCCCUACCACAGGCUGUAUAGACAGAUUAGAUUCCUCUUGGAUUUGUAGCUCAACGCGCGUCCGGUGCUCAGAUCGAGAAAGCCUUUCAGUUGGUUUGUUUGCUUGGGUUUACGUUGUUCCUCUUUCCACUUUAAGCUUUUGUGCAUACUUGUCUUCCAUUCCCUGGAAUGGUGAUUAUAUAUAUAAAUAUAUAUAAAUAUUUUUUUUCUAUGUUUGUAAGUACUUUCUGUAUAUUUUUUUCUCUUUGGUGAAGUGUUUUUUUUUUCUGGCUUCAAAACAUGCAUGUGAACCCAUUGAGCGAUAAGGACAGAGCUUCUGGUUAUUGGAAUAAACAAAAUCAAUAAAUAAAUACAUUUCCCUCAAAAAAAUAAAGAACUUUCUGUGAAUCUGAGGAAAAGAAAAUAAGGUGCAGCAACAACCAAAUGCUUAGAAGAUUGCAGAUAAGCCAACGUCUUUUUGUAACAAGAUGACAAUAAAAGUAGGAAUCAGCCGUAACAUGAGCGUUCAUUUGCUAGCUGUCAUGUUGCAGCGGCUGGACUGACGUUGAUGAAUCAGUGUUUCCCUGUAUCAGAAGAGCACACCGAGGAAACACAACAUUCCCAAACUAGGUGCUAUUUCCUUCUGUCUGUGGUGCUACAAAUAUAUAUCUUUUUUUUUCCUGAAAUUGUUUGUUGUAAUUAAAUCCAGCUCUGCAGGUGAUGCAAAAGCGGCUCUUCUGUCAAAAUAAAAAGUCCUAGCUUAUGCAUGACAUAAAAUCAUAUUCACUUAUAGAUGAGAACAGGUUGUGUUUUUCUUCCUCUUUGACUAUGUCCUGCUAAUUUAUGUUCUUCUCAGACUUUACAUUACAACGUUCAUAUCACACUCUAUUGUCUACUUUAUUUGCGGUGGUUAAACAGAGCACAAUUUCUGUUAAUGCUGUGGUGAUUUUCUCGUAACAGUGAUGGCUGAUUUCGACGCACCGCUUCAUGAAGCUUUGAAACCUUUACGAAUCUUUUGUUUCGAUUCAGUGGUUUGGAGUACAUUGGUCUUUUCAUUUUAAUAAAUGUGGCUUCAUUAGUUCAUUACAGUUUCAAAAUGUUUAGAAAAUUCUAUGGUUUUUAGUUUGGGGUCAUCUGUGUAACAACAUAAAUUGCUCAUGAAUCAUGCCGGUUCACUUAGAUCGCCCUCAAAUUGCGAAUCAUUGAACAGGUUUCAUUGGUUUCACCUGAUCGUAGAUCAGUUUUACAAGUCUGUAAUGAGGCUUUCGAAUAAAAACGAAUAAUAUUAGUUCAUAGUUUAGCACAAACAAUGGAACAAACAAUAUAUAGCUUGAACAUAAAAAACACCACAAUAUUCUGACAUUUAAUAUUUAGUCAUGUUAGCAUUUGAUUGGUUAUACUUUUAAUUUGACUACAAAACCAGUCCAAAAUGUAGAUUUUUGGAAAUUUGAGAUUUAUACAUUAACUAAAAGUUCAAGAUGUAUACUUUGGCAGGGUAAAAAAAAAAUCUUAACUAAAAAAUUGCCUUAAAAGUUGUCCAAAUUAAAUCUUUAGCAGUGCACAUGGACCCUUUUCACAUUUCUGGCUCUCAGUAGCGGAAGUCGCCAUAGUUGGGUAAAUUUAGAUCGCAGUAAAUGGGAGAGUACAAGUCAUUUUACAAUCCUAUUUGCUGAAAUAAUAAAAGAAAAACUCCACGAUGGUGUUAUAAAGACUUGCAGAACAAAGAAAAAAAAAUAGAUAACAGCAGCCAGAAGAACAACGUUAAAUUUACUCUCCUUCACUCAAUUGCCUCCCAUAAGCGAUAAUUUGUCUUUGUAAUUUGAUGCAAAGAAUAUAUAAUAAAUACAUUUAAAUGUUCAUUUGUUUUUGUUUUUUAUCCAAAUAUUAAAAACUUUCGAGGAUUUAAGACGCUGAUGACUUAAAUGACUUGUGAAAAGGGUCUAUUACUAAUUGAGUUUGGAUAUUCACAGUAGUUAUAUCUUUACAGGACAUGAUCUUGAUAUUAACCUGAACAGGUUUCAUUGAAUACACCUGAUCUCAGAUCAGUUUUACAUGUUUGUAAUGAGACUUUAGAAUAAAAAACAUUAUUAUUAGUUCACAGUUUAGCACAAACAAUAUACAGCUUGAAAAUGUUUUUAAAAUGCAUAUUAUUCAGGCAUUUAAAAUUAAAUCAUAUUAGCGUUGGAUUGGUUAUACUUUCAAUUUGACGUGUUUAAAAAGGCCAAUUUAUUCAUAUUUUGAUGAGCAGUUGCUGUUUUAAACAUUUCAAAACUAAAUCAUUUUGCGAAGCAACUGGUUCAAAAGUUCAGAAGCUUUGUAAAGCUUAGUUUCUCCCAUCACUAGCGUAGCAUGGAUCUGUAAAGCAUUACUCUAGUCAAGCUGUAAAACUUUUACCAUUUCAAACCGCUCUGCGGAAUUAGCUUGGGACCUUUUGAUUUGAUCUUUUUUUUUAAAGAGGUAUGUGUGACGGUAUCUGAACCAAAACGCUUAGAGCAAUGAAUAGUUAACUCUAGCAUCUUCCUUCCAAAGAGAUUUCUCUUAAUCCAAGAGACUUGAAGACCAAGGAUCAGAUGGUCUUGUGUGAUUAUUCACUAGAAACUUGGCUAGCAUUUCUUCCUUCACCUGUCAGGAUUGUUUGUCGUUGACUAGAGCCAUCUUGUUGCCACUAAAUGUUUUUCCCUGCACUCUUUUGUUCCGCUUUUGACCACUAAACCUGCUACUGCACAAUCUUGAGCUCCACUUUUGAAAAUUAAAGAUGACUUGAACUGAUUCAACAUGGAAUUAUGCAGUUUUGACACGAUUUCAUGAUCAUACGCAACGAAUUUCAACCGAUUCUUCUGUACAUUUUAAAACCAGCAGUGAUGCUGCCAAUAAAGUUGAUUCUGUUUUGUUUUUUCGUCUUUGUAAUGUUUGUUUGUUUGUUAUUUUGCGCUCGUGUCGAACCUGUGUACAAGCAGAUAGAAGAGAUUUGUGUCAAUAAAUUGGAGUUUACUGUGUCCACCCACCCUUGUAUGUCUUUUGAAGCAUUAAAACUUUCCUGUAUGCAUGAAAUUGUUAAGCUUUCUCUUGAUGUUUCUUCCCACAGCCACAUUCUUUUUUGACUGUUUUUUCUUUUUAAUCGGCGCUCUGAAACGUCCUCACAGUGCUCGGAUGAAAACAGGCCUGUCCUUCAUUGUGAAAUGGAGAGAGAGAGAGCGAUGUCUGUUGUAACUCUCUACCAAAGCCCAUGUUCCUUUGUAGUAUAUUUAUUGUAUUAUUUAAAAAUAAUAAAUGUUAAUUGAUACCA
This is a messenger RNA of Danio rerio (zebrafish), 9644 nucleotides long. The record is from RefSeq and is a predicted model, not a curated record. NCBI's taxonomy places the organism in Eukaryota, Metazoa, Chordata, Actinopteri, Cypriniformes, Danionidae.